AUGAUCGGCGCAAUAAACGGUCCCGCUGUGUCGAGUGCUUUCAGCGUCAUCUCAAGACUCAUCGAGAGGCAGUGCUCCGGCGAUCCCGUGUGCCAAAGCUGCGCGAAGAAAGGCCUAGUCUGUCUCUACGAGAGGGCCAAGUCAAAACGCGCUCUGAUCACAAUCGAUAAUGGGCGACAGCUUACGACUGCUGUCUACGAGAAACAUGCCAACCGACAGCGGGCAUCCCAGCGCGUCUCAAUCAUAGACACGCCCAAGGCAGAUCCGAACUCUCUCUAUAUCUACUUUUUUGACAUAUUCCUGCAAAAGAACAAGUUCUCGGGGCACAGCGGCGUCUCCGCAGAUGUCCAAGCGUUGGUCAGAUCAUCGCCUUCGGCGUCUGGGGGCUACCUCAUGGACGCUAUGCUUUGCCUGGGCGCCAUGGAGGCUAUCAAGCUGCAGAAGGCAGAUUUAGUGUUGAGGCGUCAGUACAUGCAAAUGGGUAUGGGUUCGUAUUCGAGGUCGAUCAGUGGCCUUCGAAGUGCUCUCAGCAACGAAGCUGGGAAGCACCAGAAGGACACUGUGCUCUGGGCCACUCUGUUCCUCGGACUGUUUGAGGUAGAGCACUUCUUCAACUUACUCCCGUGGGCGAAUACAGAUGCUGACGAAGAUGAAAAGCUCAUGAUGGACCCUACAGGCCAAGGCUGGCUUCAACACAUCAUCCAUGGCACGUCGCACGCGCUUCUAGCCAGUGGGCCUCAGGCGUUCGAGUCUGGAAUCGGCGAGCGAUUCUUCUCGGAGAUGAAGAUAUUCGAGGUUUCCAGAUCGAUAAUCUUCAACGAGCCUACGUUCUUGGUAACCCCCGACUGGAUCAAUCUCUCUGCAAGGUUGCGUGCCAAGCGAGAAGACCACGUUUGGAGAGCGCUGGACGAGUUACUCGACACCAUAGUCUUCUGCUCGACGCUUCGGGUCCGCGCGAGUGAAUUCAUCAGAUCCCCCGAGGAAACUCGAUCGUUCGAUGACGCUUUGGCAAUCUCCGAAGAAGGCAUCCGCCUUCGCGUUGUGUUGAGCACAUGGCAUGCGACGUGGACACCCUCCCUACACGCCAAGGCCGACACUUUGCACGGGUUCCACCUUCUUGCGCAGGCAUUCCACGCAGCUUGUAGCAUAUAUCUUUCUGGUGUGUUCGACUACGAGAUCACGCACUGGCAAGCUCUCGAUUUGCCGGUCCCCGAACUGCAGGAAGCAGUCAUCCAAGGAUACGUCAGUACCAUACUCGACUCCGCCGCUCAGAUCUUGGCCAGCACCGACAUCUCCCCCGUCCUACUCAUGUUUCCCCUUCGUGUCGCAGGGUCAAGAUGCAGGACAGACACGAGCCAACAGUGUGUUUUGACACUCCUCUCGAGGAUCGAGUCUACAUUUGCAGUCGCGGCAGCAUUUCGAAGCGAUCUGAGUGCGGUCUGGGCGUUUCGGCGUGCUUCAUCAGAGUCUUUCAAUUAG
Molecule: messenger RNA, 1479 nt
Organism: Thyridium curvatum
Lineage: Eukaryota; Fungi; Ascomycota; Sordariomycetes; Thyridiales; Thyridiaceae
Exons: 3
Coding region: 1-1479 (492 amino acids)
Source: RefSeq, a predicted model, not a curated record